Molecule: messenger RNA, 1411 nt
Organism: Boleophthalmus pectinirostris (great blue-spotted mudskipper)
Lineage: Eukaryota; Metazoa; Chordata; Actinopteri; Gobiiformes; Gobiidae
Gene: rasl11b
Product: RAS-like, family 11, member B
Exons: 4
Coding region: 136-885 (249 amino acids)
Molecular function (GO): GTPase activity; GTP binding
Source: RefSeq, a predicted model, not a curated record
AACAUCAACGAUAGAGUCACUAUUUAUUCCAGUCAGACGUACCAGGAGCGUAUCUGGACUUAUCUUUGCGCUUUACCGAAGACUUUGGACACGUUUAUUGCUAUUUCCUUGCAGUUGUUUUGAUAAAGCUGCAAAAUGCGUCUUAUUCACAACAUGAGCACCAUCACGGAGUAUCCCACACAGGAAUAUACGGCUCCGAACCGGACCAUAAAAAUAGCCGUGAUUGGCGGCAGCGGCGUGGGCAAAACAGCUCUCGUUGUGAGAUUCCUAACCAAACGCUUUAUUGGCGACUACGAGAGAAAUGCCGGCAAUCUUUACUCUCGCGAGGUCCAGGUGGAUGGAGACCAAGUGACCAUCCAAGUGCAGGACACUCCAGGAGUCGAGUUGACUGAUAAUGGCAUGAGUCUCCCAGAACACGUCUCCUGCUCCGUGCAAUGGGCAGACGCAGUAGUCCUGGUGUACUCCGUGACCGACCGCCACAGUUUUGAUCUGAUCUGCCACCUUCAUCAGUUAGUGCAGCGUGCAGGUGGGGCUAACCCUCCCCCGGUCAUCCUGCUUGCCAACAAAGCCGACCUGCUCCACCUGAGGCGAGUGGAGGCUCAACAGGGCCCUCUGCUGGCCACGACACUGGGCUGCUCCUUCUACGAGGUAUCAGCGAGCGAGGACUAUAACCAGGUGCAUGGUGCAUUUCACAGACUGUGCUGCCAGCUUGCCAAGCAGCCCGCCCCAGUCUCCACCACCCCCACCAACAACCCCACCAGCGCCCCCUCCGAAAAGAAGCGCUCCCCUCUCAUCCCCCGGCCCAAGUCCCCCAACAUGCAGGAUCUGAAGAGGCGCUUCAAACAGGCGCUGUCUGCAAAAGUGAGGACUGUGACAUCAGUGUGAAAGGGACAUAAAAGUGGUCCCGAGUGGCCACGUGUGGAAAGAAAGCUUUGAACGAGGACAAAGAGGCGAUACGCAUCUUGGGACAUCCUGAACCUGGUGGUCAGGCGUGUGGCAGACAGUGCUGACACAGGGACAGUGGACAGGUGCCUCCAACAGAAGAGGUGAAGUGUGGCCCCUCCUCUGUGUUAGUGAGAGGAGAGGCAGAUGAGCAGGGAGAGAGGAAGCAGAAGAUUUACAUUCUGAACUAAACGGUGUAAAUUUACGCCUGGCACCAAAACUUCUGUGAAGGACUCUGUAUUUUUAGCCAGUGCUCUUGUGUGGUCUGUAGAGUGACUAAAUGCUGGUAUUGAUGUGCCAGUCACUUGAGCCAGAGACAGUGCCAGCCUCUUGUAUGUGAAUAAUGCAAUCUAAUGUGUGUUUUGAACAUCAUUGUGGUAGGAGAAAGAGAUGGCAGCAGACAAGUAUGUAGCAUGUGAAAAUUGUUAUCACUGAUGCACUUUACAAAAUGUCCAAAGGGCCAAUUGUU